Messenger RNA from Mycena indigotica, 420 nucleotides. RefSeq lists its product as uncharacterized. NCBI's taxonomy places the organism in Eukaryota, Fungi, Basidiomycota, Agaricomycetes, Agaricales, Mycenaceae. The transcript has a single exon. The record is from RefSeq and is a predicted model, not a curated record. Bases 1 to 420 code for a protein of 139 amino acids.
AUGGUGGAAGUUGGCCAAGACUCUCUUGGAUUAUAUCAGAAACUUGUCAUCUGGGGUAUUAUCGACGUCGGGCGUCAUCACAAACCGCGGAGUCUUCUGUCCAAUGUCGUUGCACCAACCACCUGCGACCAAUCGUGUCGUCUCGGGAUUGUGGCGACGAUUCUCUCAAACGCCGUCUACGCCGUCUACGGUGGUCUCCCUGCCCGUUCAAGGUCUCAGCUUCUCACCGCCGACUUCGAACAGCAUGCAGCCCGUCGGGAUGUGGCAAGAAUUCCCGUGCCUACGAGGACAGUCUUCUCAGAAACAAACCCAUUUCGACACAACUGCUAUCAACAGUCCUGGAUAUUCUACUCUUUCCUGCCAACCACAGUCGCCCUUCCGAAGUUGAACGCGGAUGACAGAACACCCGAACGAGCCUGA